AUGUCGACGCGGUCCUACCAGGAUGCUGUCGAGCAUCUUAACUCUCUGCAGUCGAAUGCAGCAACACUCGAGGCUGUUCGAGCCUCGGGAGGACGCCUGAGCGAGUUCGCCAUUCCUGAAAUGCUGGAAUACCUGGACAGAAUCGGAUACACUCCUAGCCAACUGAACGCACUGAACGUUAUCCAUAUCACCGGCACGAAGGGCAAGGGAUCCACGAGUGCUUUUACAGAAUCAAUUAUUCGUCAUAGCAAACCAGAAUGGAAAACUGGUUUAUAUACCUCUCCGCAUCUCGUAGCUGUUCGCGAAAGGAUCAGAAUCGAUGGAGUUCCUAUCUCGGAAUCCGACUUCGCAAAAUACUUCUUUGAAAUAUGGGAUCGCUUAGUUGCUAACCAGAAUGCAGGCAAAGUUCCAACCACACCGCCGAUGCCGGGCUACUUCAGAUUCAUCACCCUCAUGGCAUUUCACGUAUUCUUGGAAUUGAAAGUUGAUGCUACUAUCCUCGAAGUUGGCGUUGGCGGCGCCUACGAUAGCACAAAUGUUGUGCCUGCACCGAUCGUCACUGGGAUUACGGUUUUGGGCAUUGACCACGUUUUUGUCCUUGGGAAAACCAUCAGUGAAAUUGCAUGGCAGAAGGGAGGUAUACUUAAGAAAGGUGUUCCUGCCUUAACUGUCGCGCAGCCCGUUGAUGCUAUGAAAGUUCUGGAAUCGAGAGCAGAGGAAUUGAAGGCGAGCAAACUGAGUGUGGUAUCAGCUAACUCCGAGCUGUCUACACUGAAGUUAGGGCUCGCCGGUUCACAUCAGGUCCAGAAUGCUAUUUUGGCUGUCGAACUGGCCAGAAGCUUCUUGGAAAAGCAAACAGGUGUGGCGCAAGACACUAUCCUCCCCAUAUCUUUUCAGACUGGUUUGGUAAAUACAAGAUGGCCCGGACGGUGUCAGACAGUUGUAGACCCUAAACGCCUGAGAUCUACCUGGUAUCUCGACGGAGCGCAUACUGUGGAGAGUCUAGAGUGCUGUAUGCAGUGGUUUGUGAGCCCUGGUGUAGGUAUACCGCUGCAGAAAGCAGCUGAUUUAAGCACCUCAACGAGGGUUCUUAUCUUCAAUUGCACGAGCGGCCGUUCAGGAGAGAGCUUCCUUGGCAGGAUGAUCGAAACCACGCGUUUGCGACUCGCAUUGCACAAAGGGGAGAAGGACGCAGUCUUGUUUAAUCAUGUCAUCUUUUGCACCAACGUCACAUAUGCCGAUGGUCACUUCAAGGGUGACCUCACAACCAAGGCCAUUGCCGACUCAGACCUUGCAGGAUUGAAAACUCAGCAAGCGUUGGCUUCAGCUUGGUCUUCGCUUGCUCCAUCGUAUCCCAAGUCUCACAUCCACGUCUUGCCCUCAAUCGAGCACGCCGUCAAGGAAGUUGAGAACAUUCAGUCUACCACUAACAAUCAUGUCCAGACACUGGUGACAGGAAGCCUGCAUCUUGUGGGCGGUAUUAUUGAGGUUGCUGGGCUCUCCGAGGUUGCUUUGUGA
Messenger RNA from Cyclocybe aegerita, 1518 nucleotides. The record is from the annotation of a GenBank genome assembly. Lineage: Eukaryota; Fungi; Basidiomycota; Agaricomycetes; Agaricales; Hemipholiotaceae.